Messenger RNA from Brenthis ino (lesser marbled fritillary), 21393 nucleotides. Lineage: Eukaryota; Metazoa; Arthropoda; Insecta; Lepidoptera; Nymphalidae. The record is from the annotation of a GenBank genome assembly.
AUGGCGUGCACAGUAAAUGUAGUUAUUCACAUGCGCAUGCGUCUCGCCGUCCGCGCCUGGCCAUCGCGAACUCGAUUCGAAACGAGAUGCGCUCCUGCCAUGGGCAGCAAUUGUUGCAAGGGUGACGCAGCUGGGAAACCCCUCGUGCGGUCGAGCUCUUCGAUCUACAACAGGACUCGUGCGGGAGCGAAACUAAACGACCGCUUUACCACGUCUGACGACGCAGGCGGCGUUCGUCUUACCAUUACCGCUGCAAAGACCGGAGACAGCGGUGUUUACACCCUACAAGCCAGCAAUGCUGCCGGGAAAGAUACGACCCGGGUACAAUUGGAAGUUUCCCCGGACGAAAUGCCAACAGGUGAAGACCCACCAACUUUCCUACGGCGUUUGCAAGAUCUUACCGUCAAGGUUGGGACACGGACACGGUUUCUGGUCGAAAUCGUUAGCUCUACAGAAUGCAGGGUGACAUGGUACCGUAAUGAACGCCGGCUAUUAGAGGCAGAGAGGAUUGCGUUGGUGCGCGAUGGUAAUUUUUGGUGUGCUGACAUCUCCGCCGUGAGUGUGGACGAUGCUGGCCGCUGGACCUGCACCGCCGAGAAUAUUGGAGGCAGGGCGAGCUGCUCCGCACAUCUUAAUGUUCUAGUGCCAAAAGCCUACAAGCGUCCUGAAUUUGUUGAAGAACUUCGCGCGCUGCUCACUGAACAGGGCACAGUGUCGCUCGAGUGUAAAGUGGUGGGGGUUCCCACACCGGUGCUUCGGUGGUUUAAGGACAGCUGUGAGAUUAAAGCAGGCGAUGUUUUUGCCCUGACUGCAAAUGCUGAAGACCCAACUUCCUUGGGCACCUAUACAUGCGAAGCCGUCAACUGUAUGGGUAGAGCCUAUUCAUCAUCUAAAGUUCAUGUUGUGGGCCGCGCUAGCAGGGAGGGCUCCACACGACCAACUACUGCUGUGGUGACGCCAGAACGUCCUCCAAUAUUUACUAAGGAACUGGAAGACCAGUUCGUGAGGAUCUGCGACCCUCUUAUCUUAAGUUGUAGUAUCGUAGUGCCGCCGUGGCCUCGCAGCGUAGUUUGGUAUAAUAAGGAAGGGAAAAUCGAAGCAUCGGAAAGAUAUCGAGUGCUUGAAGAUGGUGUGGGUGGCUAUUUAUUAGAAGUACAGUCAGCGGAGUGGCCCGACGAAGGGGAAUGGAAAUGUGUGGCUACGAGUGCAGGGGGUAGGGUUGGCAUCUCCACAUGUUAUGUCUCCAUGGAUGUUCCAAAGAAUUAUCGCAAACCACGGUUUAUGGAGAAUUUGCAAGCUGUUUUGACUGAAGAAGGCUUGGUAUCAUUUGAAUGUAAGGUUGUUGGAUUUCCAACGCCGGUGCUAAGUUGGUUUAAAGAUGGCCAAGAAUUAAAACCUGGAGAUGUAUAUCAACUUACCGGUACAAACUCAUUAGGCUCGUAUUGUUGUAUAGCACGGAAUUGUAUGGGGCAAGCUAGUAGUUCUGCAGAAUUAACUGUGGAGGACAUACAAAAUCAACUUAACGAAGAAGAAAAAUUGCAAUUAUUUUCGAAAAAUCAAGCGCCCAAAUUCCUUCAAGGCUUAAAAAGUGUCGAAGCUAAAAUUGAUGAACCAUUUCGUUUUAUUAUUAAAGUUGCCAUUCCACCUGAACCUACAGUAUUAUGGUAUAGAGAUGAUCAACCAGUGGACGAAUCAUCUCGAUGUCAUUUAGUAAAAGAAGAGCGAGGUUUUUUCUAUCUUGAUAUUCAAAACUUAGAGUUUAUGGAUCAGGCUGAAUGGAAGUGUGUCGCUAUGAAUGAUUAUGGUCAUAGUGUUACUUCAUGUUUUCUUAAAUUAAUAAUACCACGACAUUAUAAAAAGCCAAGAUUUCUUGAAAAUCUUCAAGCUAUUUUGUCAGAUGAAGGUGCAGUUAAUUUGGAAUGCAAAGUUAUCGGUGUCCCGCAACCAGUUUUAAAGUGGUAUAAAGACGGAGAAGAAUUAAAGCCAGGAGACAUUCAUAGAAUUAUUUCUGGUCAAGAUGGAACAUGUUGUCUUGGAACAUAUACUUGUGAAGCACAAAAUUGCAUGGGCAUCGCUGCCAGCUCCGCAUCAUUACUUGGUUUCGAAGAUUCUAUGAAAGCGAAAAAUAAAAAGAAAACCGAUGAACAAGUACUACAAAGAAACUUAUCACUGAGUACUAUUCAUGAAGAAAGAACGUCUCAAAUGUACGACACUCCUGUUGGUGAUAUCACAUUAGAUGAAAGAGGCGAGAUAUCAUUUUCAUUUGAUGGUAAAGAAGUAUCUGUUUCCUUAUAUGAAACCCCAGACUUAACAGAAGAAGAAGCAUUACAAAUAGUUGAAAUGUACGCUGAUCAAUUAUCAGAAAAUGUCACGGAACACAAUGUCAUUGAACUUCCUCCUCUGAGAUUUGUUAAAGAGACUUCUACAUCAGGAAAUUUGUUGAUGGAGGCUAUAAUUAUUGACGUUUCCCCUGAGUAUUUUACUUCUCCAGAAGAGGAUCUUCGAACUGAAGCUGAUAUAGAAGAUAUUUCAAUUGCUGAUGAAAAUGGACCGCAGCAACUUUCGUUAGAUCAAGAAUCUGUGAAUGGUGAAGAUUAUUUAGAAAGAACAAUAGCUUUAUUAUCUGAAGAAAAAGCUGAUUUUCCUAAAAAAACAGAUAGGAAAAAGUCGGAUUCACAAAAAAGUGUCGAUGAUUACUUUAGUCUAUCAAGGGACCAGUCAAUUACUGAUGAAAAAAAAGAUGAUGACACCCAAGCAUUAUCUGAAAGUGAGCUGCAAAGUUAUGCAAGUGCGCGUAGUUCAGGAAAACCCAAAUCAAAAUCCUCAAAACCUUCUCUUGAUGAUGGCGGGGAAUCUUCUGAAAUAACUAAGACGGUAUUGCUUAGAGAAGAUUUACAAAAACAGACAAGUGAAGAAGAUAACAUAAUUUAUAAAAAUAGCCUAAAACGACGUAGUAGUCGAGGAUCAAGAAGAUCUAGCUCUGGCAGUGAUAAAUCUAUAAAUAAAACGAAUGAAAAUCUUGCUACAGAAAAUCUAGAUUCUAAUGAUAUUUUAAGAAUAACUUUUAAAACUCAAGAGAAUGUUAAAACAGAAAUUACGGAUAUAAGUUCGUCACUCACAAAAGUAAUAAAUGACAUACAAAUUAUCGAACGAGAUAUAAUACUUAAAUCGGAGCUGAUGUCCACUGCAGCUACAGCAUCUCAGAGCUUAGAAAUUAUUAAUAGUUUAUUAACUCCACUGACGGAAAUACAUAGUAUUACAGAUGCUAUACGAGAAAUAAGUGAAUCAUCGGAUAUUGUUAUACCACUAUUAAAUCGGCUUCCACAGUCACUAGAAACUUUGCAACAAUCACUAACGAUAAUCAGCAAAUGUAUUGAUUACGAAAGUGAUAAAAAGACAUUGGUAAUGAAAACUUCCACAUCUAUUAUUGAAAAGUGUGGCAAUGAGUUAGAAAAUGCAAUGAAAGGAAUUAUAUCAUUACAUAACAUUGUUAAUGAACUUACAAAUGUGAAGGCUCUAAGUAUCGAAAAGGUUACUACAGAUAUAAUAAGCACUAUAAAUGAUGCAACGAAUAUCGUAAAAAAACACAAAAAUCUAAAUAUAGAAAUCGAUACAAAUAUUAGUGAAGUAUCUAUAGAGUCAAAACAUUUAAAUGAUACUCAGAAAGUUACACAUGAAUUAAGAAGUUCUUUAAAAUCGCUUUUACAUAUUUUGGAUGAGGUAGACAUAUCAACUAACAGAUAUUUCAAAAUUAGCAAUACUGAAAUUAUUUUAAAUGACAUGUCUAUUCCUAUUCAAGAUUUACAAAAUGCGUUAGAACAUAUAGAGGCUCUAUCAAUAACGGAGUCUAAAUAUAACUUACCAAAAUAUAACACGCAAGUUAUAGAGACGGUAAUGAACUCUGUUUUAAAGCUAAGAACAUCAUUUGAACAACUGUCUGCAGAUGUUGAUAAGAAUGAUAAUAAAGACGGUUUAAAUGAAAUUAUAAAUGCAAUCAAAUUUGAUAUAAGUGAAAUUUCUUUGCAUCUGAAUAAUUUAGAAGCAAAAACAGGAAAAUAUGACAUUUUAAAUAGUGAUAACAAAUUGGAAGUCUUGCAAAAAAUGGCACAUAUAUUAAUUACUUUAGAGAACAAUUUACCUCUAUUAGAAAGUACACCGAGUGUAAAAACUCAUUUUUCUGAGUUUCAUAAAAAUAUGACAAAAAUUCUUGAAAAUGUGAUUGAAAGUAAUGAAGCUGAAAAAUAUAUACAUUUUUUGGAAAUUUGUGACAGUAUCAAUAGGGUAAACGCAUCUUUGAAAAAUAUUGAAGUGAAUAAUGUUUUAUCGCUAGCUAGUAUUAGUAAUACUCUUAAAAUAAUUCAACAAAACGUUAGUCAAAAUAUAUUUGAUCUAGAUUUAAACCUUUCUGUAACAUCAUGUAUAACAAAUGUACUAGCUAAUAUACAAAAAUCUAUUAAUAAUGUAGAAGAAGAAACAUUGAACUUAGAAUUGGAAAAUGCCCAAGACUUAAUCAUAAGAAAGUAUGAUGAAAAUAAAGUUAGCAUAGUAUUCGAAAAUAUAGAACAAACCAUUGCUUCAUUGAGCAGUGUAACACUUCAUGAAACAGUAACAGAUCUAUCUUUGGUAACUAUUUUAAAUAAAAUAUGCCCUAUUUUAGAAGAUCUUAAGUGUAAUAUUGCUAAUGUUGUACAAGAAGCGGAAAACGAUGAAAAGAUAUCUGAUUUGGACAGUUUCUCUUAUACGGAGUCUAUCGCACAUCAAAUUUGCAAUUUACAUCAAACCAUAAAUGUGUUAAACCAAGUCUUAUAUGAAAACGUAGGUAGUCAAGAAAACUAUCAAAUAUUAAACGAAUACGUAAAACCACUGUUAGAAUUAAGUAAUACUUUGCAAAUUUUACAACAAGAUGUAAUAUCUCAAUGUAAAGAUAACAUAGAGAGCACCGAAAUAAGCAGCAGCAUUGCAAAUGUAGUAGAAAGUCUUCGAAGUUGUAUGCUAGCUAUACAGGAACAGCCAAUUAUAGAAGCAGUGGAUGAUAUGUCUACAUUAGAAGAUAUAUCCGGCCUAAAGUCUACAGCAGAGAUUUUACCAUGUGAUACUCUUAAUACGGCAGUUGUAAAAGAAACAACAUGUGCGGAAUAUGAUGCAAACUUUACGCCUAUAUUGCAAUCAGCUUCAUGCAAAGUUUUACAAUCUUUAAGCAACCAUAUUAUGAAUAUAUUAAAUCCACAAACUGUUGAAGUUAUUGAUUUUCUCACAAAUGAUUAUAAUUUGUCAGAUCUUAAAUCAAUAAUUACUGAAUUAGAAACUAUAAAUUCAAGUGUUCAAGUUAUAUUACAACAAAUAGAAGAGUUUGAAAAGGUUCCUAUAAUCAACUCACAAAUAGCAGAAAUAGUCCAAUCCAUACAAGUGAUACAUGAGAAAUUGUUAAGUUCACAAAUAAUUAAUAUUGAAAUUAUUGACCAUAUGACUCAAGCAGAUAAAGAAAAAGUUUAUCUUUUAACAGAAAACUUAUCACAACUAAAAAAUAAGUUAAGUGAAAGCUUAUGUAUGUUAGAACCAGCAAUUGAAGUGGUAGAUUCUGUAAUUAAUGACUCCUACAACGUACUAAAAUUGCGCCAAAUAUGUGAACACUUAAAUAUUUUGUUACAAAAUAAAUCUUCAAGUAUUCUAAUAAAAAGUGAAAUAAAUACAUUAAAGGAAAUAGUGAAUGAUUUUAUGGAAACAACAAAUAACCUACAAGAAAUUAAAAUACCACAAAUAAAAUGUAACAUAGAAAAUCUUUAUACUACUGUGGCGGUGAAGGAAGACGAAUUAAUUAAAUUUACUGCUCAACAAUCUGAUUUAUUACAAGAUGAAGCGUUGAUUAUAACGUGUAUAGCUGAUCUUAAAAGUGUUGUUGCAUCUUUGCAGGAGAGCCCGUACUUGAACAUAUCUUGCGAUUUGGAAAUACCUUAUAGUACUAUGUCAUUUAAUGUCAGCGACGUAAAAAUGAAUGCAUUAAUGCAGGUCCAUACCGAUAUUAAAAAUAUAUUAAAUGAUGUACAAAGUAUUUCUAGAGAAACAUUAAAUGAUAAUAUGAUGCUUGUAGAAGAUUUUUGCAAGUCAUUUGAUAAUGAAAUCACUAUUUUACGUCAUUUAAUAAAGAAACCAAUGAGCCCCAAGAGAAUAAUUAAAUUAUUACAAGUUUUUUAUAAUCUUUGUAGUAAUUUCAAAGAAUUUAAAUAUGGGCAGCAUGAAGUUCCCUUAGAAAAUAUAAACAGUCAUUUAAACAGUUUAUUUGUUAACACAGACGAGUGCCUCAAACAUUUACAAUUAUUAUUAACUGAAAUAAUUGAAACUCACUGUCACGUACUUUUUGAUACUCCCAUAUCUAAUAUAAAUAGUCUUGAAUUAAGGAUUAGAACAAUGAUAGAAAUUACUGAUAAUACUGAUCAAUCUCAAUUAUUUAAACAAUUCUUAAGUCUAAUACAAUCUACUCAACCACAUCUUGAAAAUUUACAAUCGUCUUUAAUUCAAGAAUUGUAUUUAUGUCCCACUAAAAAACCUGAUUUAAGUAAAAAGGAAACCGAACUUCUUAAAAAAUUUGAGUUAUUUACUUCUUUCCUUUCACAUCAAUUACAUAACUUAAGCGAGAAAGAUUCAUUCAAAGACGUUUAUUUACAAAUAUCGAAUGUUAUAAAAAAUCAUGAAGAUUACAAAGAUGCUAUUGGCAGUGGUAAAAUGCUGAUAAUUAUUAAAUGUAUGUCUGAAUGUUCACAAAUUUUACAACAAAAUAUGGAACAAGAACCAAUGAUUGUGUCAAAUGCAGAUAAUUCUUUAAGUAAGGAACUAUCCAAAAUAAAGAUUCCUCUUGAAAAUAUUUAUACGAAUAUUCUAAAUAUACAAAAAGAAUUUACCGCAGACUCCGAGAAAGCUCUCGUUUUAUUCGAGAUGAAUUCAAAUGACUUUAGCGAUUUGAAAGAAAUUAGUAGAGAAUUAAAUAAAUAUCAAGACCUAGAAAAUUCAUCCGUAACUUGUAAUGAUAUAGCUUUAAUAAAAGAACUUCAUGAUAAAAUACAUUUAUGUCAUGAAACUUUAACUGCUGUAAGAAAUAUAUCUGAUAGUGAAAGUAAUAAAAGUAUUUGUAAACCUAUUGAAAACAUUGAAAUAGUUUUACAUAAAAUUCUAUUAUCACAAAAUGUGAUCAAUGAAGAGGAUGGCAUUUCUAAAGGAAAUACUAAGGCUCUCUUACAACACAUGGCAGAGUAUAUCGAAGUAAUUGAAAUUGUUGAAGAGGUAUCAGCAGUUAUAAAACUAGAGGAUUUAAAAGAGUCAGCGGAUAUAAUACGAGAACUACAACAAAGUAUUGCAGCUUCUGAAAAUUUAGAUAGUAGCAACGAAGUUAACGUAGAGGGAAUAAAUAAAAAACAAUUACAACUGGCUCAAAAGUUGCAAAAAGCAUUAAUAUCUUUACAAUCUGAAACUUUCGAAGGUCAACAAGAAUGUAUACCUUCUAUUUCUAAAGAUGUACGUCAGCAAAUUAUUGAAGUCGUAAACGAAUUACAAAAUGAUUUAGUUGUUUUCACUGGCCCAAAUAAAAUUCUAGAGCAAAAUUUGACGUUGGAAGAUAUUAAAGAUCCAUAUCGUAAAGAAAAUAUAAUGAGUGAAAAUAUUUUAGUUGAAGAACAAAACAAAUCAAUUGAACUUGUUGAAAAUAAGAACAAGGUAUGGGUCGAAGGAGAAGAAACCUCAAUUGAAUACAAAGAAAAUGAAGAUGAUUUACAAAAUGAAACUGAUACACAUACAGUUCUUCUUUUGGAUCAAUCCCAGUUAGUAGAAGUUGCAAAAACAGAAUCAAUUAUUGCAAUUCAGAAUGCGGAAAGCAAAGAAACGAAAUGUCAUGCAAUUUUGACUCAUGAAUUACAAAAUGUAGAAUUAAUUAAAAACAUUCCUGAAGAACUUCAACAAAAUUUAACAUCAGUUGAUCAGAGUACUAUUGUUACUCUUCAAGAUACAUCUAAAGAAAAAUUAGUAUUAAUUAUUGACAAACUUAUAAAGAAUAUAGAAGAAUAUAUAUCUGAAGACACAAAGGUUAUCAUUGAUAAUCUAUCUCUUCCUGUACACUCUGGUCACUUAGAUCAUACAAAUAAAAUAGCAAAACGGUUGAAAGACUUUUCCUGUGAUUUAUUAUCUAGUCAUAAACAGUUGGCAAACUUCUCUACUGAACAAUUUGAAUUAGCACUUAGUUUAAAUCAAGCAUUAUCAAUAAUGUAUGCAACUAAUUUUGAAAACUCUCAAGAGACACUAGGAGUAGUUGGGGAAGAUAAAUUCAAUAUCGUUAAAACUAUUGUAAAUAAUCUACGCGCUACACUUCAAACAUUUAUAACAGUGGUAAAAACUUCAAUAGAAGCUGAACAGAAUGUGGCAAUAGAGGCUUUAGAUUUAACGAAAGAAAUAAAAAUAGAAGAAAAAGAAAUUACUAUGACAAAAGAUAAAACCCUUUAUUCAGAAGUUCAGACUUUAUCGCACUUCAAAGGAUUAUACGAAACCGAUGAAGCAUUAUUUAAUGUUGAGUCAGAAAUGCCUAAAGAUAUAACAAAGAAAAUUGAUAAUGACGGUAGUAAAAACGAAGAAAAUAUUUUAGAAACCAAUUCAAAUACAAGCAGUGUAAGAUUUUCUACAGUAAUUAAAAAAGAUACUCUUGAAAUUUCCACUACAAGUAACAUUGAAAAUCAAGAAGUUAAAAAAGAAACACUUUUAAAUCAGUUGGAGGAGUUCAUUUGUCUACAAACUGUUAACGUGAUUGAAAAAAUAUCAUCCUUGGUACCUAACUCAGAAAUGCUAAGCGAAUCUAUUCAAAUAGCACGUCAAUUACAGGAACUUUCUGUCCUGGAAGGGCCAGAAUCUGUUCAAUUUUCGAAACCACAGCUAGGCUUAGCCAUAAAGUUAGAAAAGGCCAUAUCAUCUAUGUGUGAAAUCGUAACUACAGAAAAUGAAGAAUUAAAAACUUUAAAUAUAAAUAAUGAACUGCAAAAGGCAACUAAUAUUAUAAGUGGCCUAAAAGACACAUUACACGCAUUAAUUACAUUCACAUUGUCUCAAGUUGAGGAACAAGUCUUAGAUCUAGAUGAAGUAAAGGUUAUUAUUACUCAAGCACCUGUUUCAUAUCAAUUAACUAUAAACGAAAACAUGUCAGAUUCUAGUUCAAAAGCGGCUUCAGCAAGCGUUGUAGAUGUACAUGAAGCAAAUUCAAACAUUGCUUUACCUGAAAGUAAAACUACCAAUGAUUUACUUAACGAUGGGACUACUAAUGAUGUAUUGAAAAAUGAAGUUAAUUCAUUAAUUAAUAUCACAUCAAAUGAAUCAAAUAACAAAAAUGAAAGCAAUGACCAAGUUACGGAUGAAUCUGCCAGUUUAUCACAAAACACACUUUUAAAACAGUUGGAGGAGUAUAUUUCUAUAGAAACUGUAGAUGUGAUUGAAAAAAUAUCACCUUUGGUUCCUGACUCAGAAAUGUUAAGCGAAUCUAUUCAAAUAGCGCGUCAAUUACAGGAAUUUUCUGUCCUCGAAGGGCCAGAAUCUGUUCAAUUUUCGAAACCACAGUUACGCUUAGCCUUAAAGUUAGAAAAAGCCAUAUCAUCUAUGUGUGAAAUCGUAAAUACAGAAAAUGAAGAAUUAAAAACUUUAAAUAUAAAUAAUGAACUGCAAAAGGCAACUAAUAUUAUAAAUGUCCUAAAAGACACAUUACACGCAUUAAUUACAUUCACAUUGUCUCAAGUUGAGGAACAAGUCUUAGAUCUAGAUGAAGUAAAGGUUAUUAUUACUCAAGCACCUGUUUCAUAUCAAUUAACUAUAAACGAAAACAUGUCAGAUUCUAGUUCAAAAGCGGCUUCAGCAAGCGUUGUAGAUGUACAUGAAGCAAAUUCAAACAUUGCUUUACCUGAAAGUAAAACUACCAAUGAUUUACUUAACGAUGGGACUACUAAUGAUGUAUUGAAAAAUGAAGUUAAUUCAUUAAUUAAUAUCACAUCAAAUGAAUCAAAUAACAAAAAUGAAAGCAAUGACCAAGUUAAGGAUGAAUCUGCCAGUUUAUCACAAAACACACUUUUAAAACAGUUGGAGGAGUAUAUUUCUAUAGAAACUGUAGAUGUGAUUGAAAAAAUAUCACCUUUGGUUCCUGACUCAGAAAUGUUAAGCGAAUCUAUUCAAAUAGCGCGUCAAUUACAGGAAUUUUCUGUCCUCGAAGGGCCAGAAUCUGUUCAAUUUUCGAAACCACAGUUACGCUUAGCCUUAAAGUUAGAAAAAGCCAUAUCAUCUAUGUGUGAAAUCGUAAAUACAGAAAAUGAAGAAUUAAAAACUUUAAAUAUAAAUAAUGAACUGCAAAAGGCAACUAAUAUUAUAAAUGUCCUAAAAGACACAUUACACGCAUUAAUUACAUUCACAUUGUCUCAAGUUGAGGAACAAGUCUUAGAUCUAGAUGAAGUAAAGGUUAUUAUUACUCAAGCACCUGUUUCAUAUCAAUUAACUAUAAACGAAAACAUGUCAGAUUCUAGUUCAAAAGCGGCUUCAGCAAGCGUUGUAGAUGUACAUGAAGCAAAUUCAAACAUUGCUUUACCUGAAAGUAAAACUACCAAUGAUUUACUUAACGAUGGGACUACUAAUGAUGUAUUGAAAAAUGAAGUUAAUUCAUUAAUUAAUAUCACAUCAAAUGAAUCAAAUAACAAAAAUGAAAGCAAUGACCAAGUUACGGAUGAAUCUGCCAGUUUAUCACAAAACACACUUUUAAAACAGUUGGAGGAGUAUAUUUCUAUAGAAACUGUAGAUGUGAUUGAAAAAAUAUCACCUUUGGUUCCUGACUCAGAAAUGUUAAGCGAAUCUAUUCAAAUAGCGCGUCUAUUACAGGAAUUUUCUGUCCUCGAAGGGCCAGAAUCUGUUCAAUUUUCGAAACCACAGUUACGCUUAGCCUUAAAGUUAGAAAAAGCCAUAUCAUCUAUGUGUGAAAUCGUAAAUACAGAAAAUGAAGAAUUAAAAACUUUAAAUAUAAAUAAUGAACUGCAAAAGGCAACUAAUAUUAUAAAUGUCCUAAAAGACACAUUACACGCAUUAAUUACAUUCACAUUGUCUCAAGUUGAGGAACAAGUCUUAGAUCUAGAUGAAGUAAAGGUUAUUAUUACUCAAGCACCUGUUUCAUAUCAAUUAACUAUAAAUGAAACCAUGUCAGAUUCUAGUUCAAAAGCGGCUUCAGCAAGCGUUGUAGAUGUACAUGAAGCAAAUUCAAACAUUGCUUUACCUGAAAGUAAAACUACCAAUGAUUUACUUAACGAUGGGACUACUAAUGAUGUAUUGAAAAAUGAAGUUAAUUCAUUAAUUAAUAUCACAUCAAAUGAAUCAAAUAACAAAAAUGAAAGCAAUGACCAGGUUAAGGAUGAAUCUGCCAGUUUAUCACAAAACACACUUUUAAAACAGUUGGAGGAGUAUAUUUCUAUAGAAACUGUUGAUGUGAUUGAAAAAAUAUCACCUUUGGUUCCUUACUCAGAAAUGUUAAGCGAAUCUAUUCAAAUAGCACGUCAAUUACAGGAAUUUUCUGUCCUUGAAGGGCCAGAAUCUGUACAAUUGUCGAAACCACAGUUACAAUUAGCCUUAAAGUUAGAAAAGGCCAUAUCAUCUAUGUGUGAAAUCGUAACUCCAGAAAAUGAAGAAUUGAAAACUUUAAAUAUAAAUAAUGAACUGCAAAAGGCAACUAAUAUUAUAAGUGGCCUAAAAGACACAUUACAUGCAUUAAUUACAUUCAAAUUGCCUCAAGUUGAGGAACAAGUCUUAGAUCUAGAUGAAGUAAAGGUUAUUAUUACUCAAGCACCUGUUUCAUAUCAAUUAACUAUAAACGAAAACAUGUCAGAUUCUAGUUCAAAAGCGGCUUCAGCAAGCGUUGUAGAUGUACAUGAAGCAAAUUCAAACAUUGCUUUACCUGAAAGUAAAACUACCAAUGAUUUACUUAACGAUGGGACUACUAAUGAUGUAUUGAAAAAUGAAGUUAAUUCAUUAAUUAAUAUCACAUCAAAUGAAUCAAAUAACAAAAAUGAAAGCAAUGACCAGGUUAAGGAUGAAUCUGCCAGUUUAUCACAAAAUGUUGAAGAGGCUACAAGUUCUAUACAAAAAAUAGAAAAUCUCUUAGAAGAAGUGCUCGACAUAAUAGAUCUAUCUAUGGAUACUAUCAGUGUCGAAAGUUCCGAUAUCCUACAAAAUACGCUUGACGAAGUGCAAACAAUUAUCAUGAAACUGAAAUAUGAAUGUGAUGGUACAAUAAGAGAUACGAUUAACGAAACUCUCGAAGAUUUGGAAUGCAAUGUAAGAAGUGUACAACUUCAAGUAAAUGAACAUUGUCCUACGAUGUUAUUAAAAGAAGCUUGUGUGAAUCUGCAGAUGCUUGUUUUAUCUUUAAACGAAGUCGGAAUUAUAGAAAGGGUUAAAAGUUUACCCAACACACUUUUUGAUUGUUCAGAUAAUGCAAAACAAUCGAUUGACUUAUUAGAAAAAGCUUCUUGUAUUGUAUAUGAAACGAAUUACGAAAAUAUUAUUUCAAACUUGAAGGACAUCAAGGAUACUUUAAAAAGUUUAAGAUCGAAUUUUAUGACUGACGCAGAGGCCUUAAUUAUAGGAGGGAUUGAUGUAAUUCAGAGCUUAGAUGAAAUAGAAGAAAGAAUAUUUUUAUUAGAAAAGGAUAUCGAUAGAGAAAUAAAUAUGGAUCCAGUAACAAGAGAUAGUAUAUUGACUGCUGUACAUUCGGUUUAUGGCAGUAUUUCAAAUAUGAGAGGGAUGAUUUCCAGUAUUCAAAAAAAAUAUAUGUAUGAUAAUUAUGGAAAACCAUCCGGAAACAUUUUGCAAUCUUUAAAAAACAUAAGUAAAAUUUCUAAACUUGACAAUAAGCCUCAUUGGAAAGCUGUUGCAAAAAGUCUUCGCAAAGUGUUAAAUCAUUUCGAAGAUAUUAAAUUUUAUAUAAAUUUAGAUAAAACAGCUAGGUUGCCUAGUGAUGCUGCAUUUACUAAAAUUAUUCUUGGUGAAUUAAAUUCUGUGAUCUUAGGAAUAAUCCAAGAAUAUAAAGAUUUAGAGGAUAAUAAACGUGGGCAUGAUUGUUCCAUUUGUGUUAGUAAAAUAUUAAGUGAUAUAGAGAAUAAGACAACACUUGAAGUAAAAGAAAAAAUACCUAUUUUCAUAAAUUUAUCAAGUACUAUUUUAGAAUUCACUCAGGUUAUGAAUAAUAUUGCAGAAAGCAUAGGUGAAAAUGCAUUAGAGAAUAUAAAUACAAAUUUAACUCCUGCCGCACAAGAAUUUUCUAUUAGUCCUUUCUCUGAUGAAGCGAAAGCUACAAGUAAAGAAAAAGAUAAAGAAGAAGUUAGUAAAAUAACUGAGUUUGAGAUAAUAGGACAGUUAGAAAAAAAUAAAAAAAUUGAGAAAAUAGAAAAUGAAGAUACAGAUUUAUUUCAGAAUGAAAGUCGAGAAAAUAAUAUGCUUCUUUUCGAAAAUGGAACUCAUAUUUUAGUUGAAAAUAAUAAUUUACAAAAAAGUAUUUUAAUUGAUUCUCAAAUCCCUCAAUCGGAAAAGAAAGAAUCAGUAAGCGAACUAAAAACACCUGAAUUUACAAAAAGCCAAGAAGACGAUAAUAAAGAAAAACAAAAAAAUAUUACUGAAAAUGAAGGUGAAAGUAAGAAAUCUAUUUUAGUCGAAGAAUAUAAUUCAGACACAAAAGAACAAAGUCUUACAGCUCGAGAAUGUAUUGAGGAUAAAAUUUUAGAGGACCAAGGUCAAAUUGAUCAACAAAAGAAUAUUAACGUUCAAAACAUACAAAAUUUAGAUAAAACUGAAAUUGAAGAAAGUAAUAAAAAUAUCGUGUUUAAUGAAUAUGAAGAUAACAAAAUUCAUGAAAUAUUAAAAAGCCAGAGCAAGCUAGAAAUAUUUGAUAGAGCAGGUGAAACAUUACGUAGUAGUGGGAAGAAUGUAAAUGACGUGGUAAUAAUAAAGGAAAAAAAAUCUGAUGAACUAUCUCUUGUAGAUUGUGUGAAAGAUCAUAAGUUAGAACCACAAUGUUUUGGAGAAGAACAUUUGGAGGAUGAUAAAUGUUCAAUAGAACAAAGAAUAAGUUCAGAUAUUGUACAAGAUAAAUUUGUUAAAGAACAGAAAGAAAAAUCUGUACAUGAUGAAAAUGAUACAACUUUAAAAGAUAAAAAUACUCAGAGUCUAGAGGACGAAAAUUUCAAUAUUUUAUGUAUGAAAAGAAAUACUGAAAAAGAAGGAAAUUCUAAAGAAAGCUAUACGGACAAAAAUACUCCGAAUAACCUGAUGCAACAAAUAAUACAAAAAAAUGACGUAAUUUUAGAAAUAAACGAAGAAAAUCAAAAUAAAAAUGUGAUAGAAAAACCUCAUAUGAGUGUAAAGGAAGAUACUAAAAUAAUUGAACCUUGCAAAGAUCAAAUUAACAAAGAACUUUUCAUAACGAAUAAUGAAACCAAUGCAGAUAUUAAAAGUGAAAACGUUGUGAAAACAGUUGAAAAUGUAGAAACUUUUUCACCAUUACUUAAAACAACAGAACAAAAAAACAAAAUAGACGAAAAAGAGUCAGCGAAGGAUAUAUACAUAUUAAAAGAAAAUGCUGAUACUUUUACAAAUGACCUUAAUACUAGUCAAACUAUAAAACUUGAUACAUUAUUUACAGAAGACAAUAACUCCAGCGCUUCAAGCAAUAUACUACCUAAUCAAUCUGAAGUAAACUAUGUCAAUGACAAUCUACUAGAAGAAUCCACAGAUAUAACUUUACAAGUUGAAGACAAAUUAAAUGAAAUCAAAACCGCUACAACUACAGAAAGUAAACAAGAAAAGCAAGAAAUAAAAGCAGAAAAACAUAUAAAAGAAUUAGACAUAGACUCAAAUAGUAAAGAAAACACACAGGAGGAUAAACAUCAAAUUACUAUGUCAAUAAAUAAAAUAGAGUCAGAAAUGGCUGCUGCAGAUCCGGUUACUUCUAAAAAGUUUGAUGAGGAAUAUAAUCAAACAAAGUUAAAUGAGAACAUUAAGAGCGAAAAUAAAAUCGACAUGAAAAAUAUUACCGAUAUCGAACCUUUACUUCAAAUAGAGGAAGAUGUUAGUAUAAUAAAAUAUUCUGUUGAGAUUAACAAGCCUCGUAAUGAAACGGAGCUCUUAGAUGAAAAACUAACAGUCGAUAGCAAUAACACGGCGAUUGAAGAAAAAAAAUCUUUAGAAGGAAAAUUAAAUAUUUCAAAAGUGAACGAUAUAGUACAAGAAAAUCUACAAUUGAUUAAAGAAACAGAUAAUAAUGAUAAAAUAAAAGGAACUGAGGAGAAAGAAGGAAUUACAUCCGAGUUAGAAAUGAAAAGUAGUAUAGAAGAAGCUCAGAGUGUAAAUAUUUCACAUGAAAAAAUUACAAUAGAAGAAAAUAUGCAAGGCCUCACGAAAAAAGAAAAUUUAGUUACAAAAAAAAUAUCUGGAGAAGAGAGUACCAGUCUAGAUAUAGUAAAAAAUAAUGGCGGGACAGUAGAACCAGAUGAUAUUAUAAAUAAGAAUAUUACCAAACAAGAAAUAGAACACCAAACUAGUAUUACACCUGAUGAUAAUACUGUUCACGAAAAUGUACAAGACCUAAAACUAAAUAAUGAUGCAAAUAAAACAAAGAAAUUUGAAGAGAAAGAAAAAUCUAAAUUUAAGUCAAAAAAGAAAAAAAAUGAGACUGGAGAACAACCAGGUACUCUACAGGAGGAGACUACAGUUCAUGAAAAAAUACAAGAAAUGAAAGUAAUGAGUGACCAAGAAAGUAAGAAUAGAAUAAAAGAAGAGCAGAAAGUAGCUGAAGAAAAAGUCAUUGAGCACCAGCAAGGUCACUCAAAUAAUACAAUAUCAGAUGAGACAAAUUACGAUAAAGCUGAAAAAGAAGAAAACUCACAAUUUUUUUCAAAUAUACAACAAAAUGAAGUUAUUUUAAAUACUACAGAUAGCAUAACGGCGACUAAAAAAAGAGAUAUAAAAGAAAAUCAAGAAGAAGACAAUCGGGAGCGUAUUGUGUUUCACGAAGGAGAUGAAAUUAUUGUAAAAGAUUUUGAUGGAAAAUUAGAUAAAAUUGAAAUCAAAACAUGUGAAGAAGAAAUUGGUGAAAAAAUACUACACAACGAUAGUUUAUUGCCAUCACCAACAGAUGAUGAAAAACGUGAAGGAAGUGUACCGAUAUUAGAAAGUCACAUCGACCUUGAGCUAAAGACGGAAAAUAUACUUGAGCGUACUCCAAUCACGUUGAAGAUAGAAGAGUCUUUACAUGAUAAGGAAGACCACUUUGACCAUGAAUUUAAAAUUCAAUCUCAUGAAAUAAUUACAGAAGAUAACAAAUUACAAAGUGGUGAAAUUCCGAUAAAACAACAACAAUAUAAUAUAAAUAACGCUGAGACUUUUGAUGAUAAAGCAAAAGAAAUAAUAAAAAUAGUAUCGAAUGAAGAAAUUAAUAGACACAUUAUAAUAGAUGAGCCAUUAGAAGAUCAAACUCGAGAACUAGACCAUUUGAUAGUUAAUGAUAAGAAAAUAGAUGUAGGAAUAGAAAAGAAGAAAGAUGAACAAGAGUCUCAAAAAAUAAAAGAAACAAAGGAUGAAGACCAAGAAAAUAUAAAAAAUCGACAAAAACAAAAGAAAGUUAAAGCAAAAACUGAAAAUAUUUUAGACCAUUCAAGCAGCCAAGAAAAAGAAUUAGAACAAGAUUCAAUGGAACAUAAUAUACAAAAGGAAAAUGACAAUGAAGUAGAUAAAACUCAAUUUAAAAAAGGUAAGAAAAAAAGUAACGGAAAUGGUAAAAAAGCUACAAUUGUAGUAAAACAGGAGAGUGAAAACCAAAAAGAACUGAAUGAAGAACUUAUUGAAAUAAAUCGGGACAAUAAAAACAUUGAGACAGAUAUUAAGCAAGAAACAGGGCACAUCCAAGGUAAAGAAAAAAGAGCUAUUAUUGAAGCUACAAGUAGUAAUCAAUCUACUACUAGAAUCGAUAAUCAAGAUGUUGGUAGAGAUGAUCAAAAAAAUAUAAAAUUAAAACAGAAAAAAGAAAAGCAAAAACAUAGCCAAGACGAAGAAAAGACAGAUGACAAAGAUAUUUUUAAAUCUCGCGAAAAAUCAAUCAAGACAAUGGACGCUAUGGAUACAGUUAAGAAAAAUACAGAAUUGAAUAGCGUUAAUGGACCAAUUACAAAAGGUGAAAAAGUUUUAUGUCGUCCUGAGAGUCAAGGGUUUAUAGAUCAUACUAAAACUGACUAUGCAUUGGAAUUUUCUAAGCCUCCUGGCUAUAUACCAAGAACAUUUGAUGUACCAGAUACAGUACCACAAAUCAAAACAAAUAGUCAAUAUCCCACUAUUUAUAAGACUCAGACUUUAUUAUACGAAUCACAGCUAAGGUCUUCUAUGUCUCCGCACAUAGAACAACAAUCAAAUAACGAAUAUAGUCAAAUGAAGGAAAUAAUAAAGGCUGCUAGUGAAAGUAGAAGUAUUUCGACUGAUAGGCGUACGGGAAUUUCUAGAGACGCUAAAAGAAAACCUGUAUUUUCAACUCAUUUAACGGAUCGUACAGCAGUAGAAAGUUCACGAGUAAAACUUACUUGUAGUAUAUUAUCACCAUCUAAUCCUACCAUAACUUGGUAUAAAAACGGAGUUUUAUUAGAUAAUAAACAAAAAUUUAGAAGUAAGAUUGUUGAGGGUUUAAUAACUUUAGAAGUGCUUAAUGCAGUUCCCAGUGAUUCUGGAGAAUACAGCUGCACUAUUGAAAAUGAAAAUGGUUCGAUUACCUCGUCAGCAAAUUUAAAAGUUUACCCAAGUUUUGAAGCUUCUCCUAUACCACCUACGUUCACUAGAUCUAUUCGUGAUACUUAUCAUUUAGCUGAGAAUGAAUUAGUACUAGAAUGUCGAAUUCGUGGUCAGCCUCUUCCAAGUAUAACAUGGUAUAAAAACGAUAAACCUAUUAUUUUGAAUGAGCGAUGUCAAGCCCACUACUUAGCUGAUGGUGUUUGUAGAUUAACAAUUAGCUCACCUACGUCUGAAGAUUCUGGAAAAUAUAAAUGCAAGGCCGAAAAUUCUGUAUGGUCGGAUCAAAUAAGUCACGAAGUAUUCUUUAGUGGUAAAGAAAAUCGCGUCAAUGCAAAUAUUGUAUCUUUAGAAAAGAUAAAUUUGAGACAGCAAGUUUUAGAAUCGCGUCGCCCACAUUUUACGAACGUUUUAUCAGAUCACAAAGUAGUCAGUGGUGGUACAAUUGGCUUACAAGUCGAAAUAAGAGGGUCUCCGACGAGAGUAGAAUGGUUAAGAGAGGGGCACUCUGUAACAGAUCUAUAUCGAAAUGCCCAAACGUAUGUAGACCAUGAAAUAUAUACUCUAGCACUUACAGAUGUAACUGAAAAAGAAUCAGGAUUAUAUACAUGUAGAGCUUGGAGCACUAGUGGUAAUGUUGAUAUGAAUGCAGCUAUAACUGUCGUCCAGCCUAACUUGAUUGAUGGAAAGCCGGCUACUAUAGUUAGUCGGCCACCUAAAGACUUACUAAUUUCAGUGGGUGAAGACUUAAACAUUUCGUUUAGAGUCCAAGGGGAUCCUAAGCCUAAGGUUUUCUUUAUGAAGGGAAUGAGAGACGUUACAAACAGUCAACGUGUUUGCAAAAUGUCGUCUGAUGAUUAUGUAAAAUUCACUAUGAAACGAAGCAUUGUGUCUGAUGCGGGAACAUACUGUAUUUUUGCAAGGAACGCUUACGGUUGUGACAGAGCAUUUGUGACGGUUGUGAUAAGACAGCGUGCCUCUUCCGAUUGUCUGAUAUCUGAUUGGACUUAUCCGAUGGACGAUUUAGCUAUUUCCUCAAUUGAAAGAAACUAUAAAUCUGUUCCCGAUCGGAUACCGAGUGAACCUAGUGUCGUGGAUGGCGGACAAAAUUGGAUAUCUCUCGCUUGGCCAAAGCCAGAUGCUCAAGCAAGAGCACCAAUUUUAGCCUACAAGGUUGAAGGAUGGCGUAUUGGUAAAGAAGGUGGAGCGCGUUGGGUAGAAUUGGGCAUCACGCCGCGAAAUUCUUUUGAUGCUUUUAAUUUACAACAAGGUGAAGAGUAUCAUUUUAGAAUUACUCCAAGAAAUCGUUACGGUUGGGGCGAAUCUGUGCAGACUUCAAUGCCAAUUGGGAUUGGCUUGUCCGGAGAUAGACCAGAAUUUACAGAAAUUCUCCCUGGUCAAUUAAAAGUACUUGUGGGUGGAACAGCAUUAUUAGGCUGUACUUUUAAAGGUAAACCUAUUCCUGAAAUUAUCUGGAUGAAAAAUGGCCAUGAAAUAGAGGAAGAAGCAGGAAGGAUAAAAAUUAAUAUUGAUAAUCUUACUACAUCCUUAAAAAUCGAUGAAGUAAAAAUAGAAGAUGAAGGCAGAUAUAGUUGUGAAGCAUCAAAUGUUCUUGGUCGCUCAUCUACAUACGCAAGAAUGGCUGUCAUUACUGAUAGAAACAUCUGGGAAGCGGAUGCAAAGUUAAAGAUAGAAAGAUCCGCUGGAAUAGAUGGAGAAUAUCCACCCCAAUUUACGAUGCGCCUGAGAGAUCGUCGAGUACAAGCAACGUAUCCAGUUCGUCUUACUUGUCAGGUUGUUGGUAACCCAUCUCCAAUUUUAACAUGGUUCAAAAAUGGAGAACAAAUUUUAAUAGAUGAUCGUCAUGCUGUAUCCCAAGAUGAGCACUUCUAUACUUUGGAGAUAGCACCAACUACAUUAGAAGAUGGAGGAGUGUAUGAGGCUAUGGCGCGCAAUAGUUACGGAGCAGUAAGCUGUCGAUGCAGCCUUGUCGUAGAUAAGGGUAUAAGAGCUUACAUUGCGCCGGAAUUUUGCUGUGGGCUUCAACCAUUAUAUCGCUUAAGUGAAGGUGAUGAACUCAGAAUUUCGGCAGUGGUUGAAGCUUAUCCAUCUGUCGGCGUUACAUGGUAUCGCGAUGGAGUUCGAUUAAGACCUAGUAGGAAAGCUAUCAUGACUUUGGAUAGAGAUGGGCAAAUCGAACUAGCAUUAGCUUCUGUGACUGGCCGAGAUGCUGGCAUUUACACUUGCACGGCAUCUAAUGAGGUUGGUAGGGCUUCUACUUCGGGAAAAGUCGAAGUUGUAUCUGGAGAAAAUGUAGUGGAAAAAACUACGAUGCCCCCAAUUGUUAUAAGUCCAGAUGUACCUUAUUCAAAGGAACCAAUUUUCAUAAAAAAACCAAGAUCAAGUGAAGCUCGUGAAGGAGACACUGUUAUAAUCGAAUGUGAAGUAGUAGGAGAUCCUAAGCCUGAUGUUUAUUGGCUUAGAGACUUUUUAAAGCCGGACUAUUAUCGAGACGCAAGUCACUUUAAACGUGUAGGAGCAGGACCUGCUUAUCGGUUCGAAAUUCCUCACGCUAAGCUGGACUAUACCGGCGCGUACUCUAUCAUUGCUAAGAAUAUGCAUGGUGAAGCAAAAGCUAUUAUAUCUCUGCAAAUAUUAGCAAAAGAUCCUAGAUCUGGUGACGAUGUGCAUAAUAUAAGAUAUGGGCGUGUGGACGUUAUUCCUCGUUUCGACAAGGAACUAACAGAUUUGUUGUGCUACGAUGGAGAUGCUGUAGAGUUCGAAUGCAGAGUAUCUGGAAACCCUGAACCCGAUAUCAGAUGGUUUCAUUACAAUGAGAUUGUACCAGAAUGCUUAGAUUUUGAAUCAUCGUACGACCUCGGUACAGCUAGGCUUAAAAUAAAGCAAGUCACCGCUGAAGACGAAGGCACAUAUAGGUGCGAAGCUUCCAACACCCUGGGGAAAGCGACCUCUAGCGCCUGUCUUGUGGUUUACCCUCCCGGCGAGCCUAAUACACUAUGUCAACGACUUCGACGGCCACCCGCGCUUCUGUCUGCCGCCUCCACGCCACGCUCUACACCCCGCUCAACCCCUCGCACCACACCGGCUCGUUCUAUGUCUCGCACACCUGGUCCGGAUUCGAGACGCUUAUGCAGUCCAUCGCGUGAAAUUGCACCAAAAUUCUAUACAUACCCGUACAAUAAGGUCGCUGAAGAAGGCGAUAAUGUAGUGUUUCAGUGCGCGGUUAAAGGCCUUCCUCCACCGUGGGCCACAUGGGAUAAAGAUGGUAUUAUCAUAACUCCGUCUGCCAGAUUUAGUAUUAGAGAAAAGGAUGAAAUGUUCAAAAUAUUGGAAAUCGAACAAGUAACAAUAGAAGACGUGGGUUUAUACAGAAUCACAUUGGAAAACGAUUAUGGUAGGGCUGAGGCUUCAGCGCGACUGGAAGUCAUCACACAAAAAGGAAAGUUCUAUGGCAGCACGAGAUCUUACAGCGUCUCGCCGCGCAAGUCUCUACCAUACAGAAGACACAGAAUAAAGUCGCGGUGGCCAAGCCAAUACCUUUACUUAAGUAGAUAUAAU